This is a messenger RNA of Patella vulgata (common limpet), 3137 nucleotides long. Its product is annotated as putative nuclease HARBI1. Lineage: Eukaryota; Metazoa; Mollusca; Gastropoda; Patellidae. The coding region runs from base 194 to 1237 and encodes 347 amino acids. The transcript is spliced from 4 exons. The record is from RefSeq and is a predicted model, not a curated record.
CACAAAGCAUACUUAAGUACAAAUCUAUGCUCAAUUUUGAGAAUUUUCUCAAAUCGAAAAUUCUCAAAAUAAAUGGAGUUCACAAAACAAUUUGAGAACAUUUUUGUUCUCAAAGUUGAGAAAGUUCUCAAAUAUUUGAGAAAUUUCUUAAAUAUUUGAGAAAGCUGCUAAGCGUACUUAAGUCUAAAGUAGAAUGGCCGCCGUACGACGAUUUAGACGCUUGAGACGACGCCAACUCCCUAGGCCUCGAGUCUUCUAUGAAAGGGAUGACCCCUUAAACCGUUUAGAGGAUGACGAGCUUUUUGAACGUUUUCGGUUUCGUCGGGGGUCUAUCCUUUUCAUAGAAGAACAGGUAAGGGAAAGUAUUAAAUCCCCCACAAGGCGAAGUUGUGCUAUUUUGCCUAUGGUGCAAGUAUUGAUUUGCCUGAGGUUUUUGGCAACGGGUGCUUUCCAGUUAUUGGUUGCGGACACUCUGAGAGUGUCCCGCCCCACAACCUUCCGAUGCAUCCGGAGGGUUUGUUCGGCCAUCAUUCGGAAUCUGAUCCAUUUGAUAAAGUUUCCCGUCGGAGAAGAUGCUAAGCGUGUUAUGGAAGGGUUCAGAAAAAUUGCAGGAUUCCCGAAAGUACUUGGCUGUGUUGACGGAACUCAAAUUAAAAUUGCCACACCUAAUAAAAAUGAAAAUGAUUUUGUCAACAGAAAAGGAGUACAUGCCCUCAAUGUACAGAUGAUUUGUGACCCCAAAUUUAGAAUAACUUCGUUGUGUGCUAACUGGCCCGGAUCAGUUCACGACAGCAGGAUUUGGCGUCAGUGUGAAUUGAAUAACCAAUUUCAAAAUGGUAUUCACAAUGGUCUAUUGCUUGGGGAUUCUGGAUAUCCAUGUUUAACCUAUUUAAUGACACCUUUUUUAAACCCAACAAACAGACAUGAAGAAAAUUUUAACACCAGCUUAUGCAGAACAAGAGUUUUAAUUGAACAAACAUUUGGAAUUUUAAAAAGAAGAUUUGCUCUACUGCAUUAUGGCAUAAGAAGUUCUCCUCAGCAAGCUGUCAUUUACAUAACUGCGUGUGUAAUUUUACAUAAUCUUGGGAUAGGUAGGGGGGAUGUUUUAGUUACAGAUGUUGAUUUUUUAGAUUUAGAUUAUGACGGAAGUGAUGAGGCUGUUGCCAGUUAUAACCGCAUAAUAACACUGGAUGGAGUAAAAAAACGUAAUGAAAUUGCUACCAAAUUUUUUUCAUAAUUGUUUCAGUAUAGGUGUACAUAUUAAAUGUAAUAUCUACUUAUGUAUUCCUGCAUUUCCUUGAUAAUCUUUAGAGAAUACUCUUCAAAUAUUAUAUUAGUAAUUUUACUUUCCAUGAAUAUGUGUUAAAGUUUAUUACUCUAUCCAGUUACUAAAUGCCUCUAAAAGAUUAACAAAUGUACAUGACAUGUACUUACAACAAAUUUCAGUGGGGUGAAAGCUUAAUCUGUUUCAUUUAAAACUUUUAUAACAGUCAGUAAUUUUUAGAAUAAUAAUUUAUACAUGUACUUAUUAAGGGACAUAUAUACAUGUCAUGUAAAUGGCAGCUAGUUGAGGCGAACUUCUUAUACAGCCAUAAUGAAGUAGAGAAAAUCACAAAUUAUGUCAACGGAAUAAAAAGCCUUGUUAAUAAAAACAAAUGCAUUGAUACUGUUUCAUUCAUUUAAUUUAUUUCUUUUUAUACACAGAAUUUCAUAUUCUAUUUCCAAAUUUCUCCUUUGUUGUUUCAAUUUUUCUAUCUCUAAUUUUAUUCUUUCAUUAUCUAAUCUUAUGUUUUCUUCUUCUAGCUGUGUUAACCCUUUACAAACUGUAAAAGAUAAAGGUACAUUAUAGUAUUUGUCUUUAUUUUUUAUGAAAUUAUCAUGACAUGUAAAUUGACGCAUUAGGAAUUGUACCUUUUUGCCUUUUUGGUGUUGGUGUCAUUAUCGUACUAGUUUUAUCUGCCGAAUCUUCCUUAAAUGUACCAGUAGCUUGUUCUGUAAAUAAUUUGAAUAAGGGUUUAUGAUCUAUUAGGUAAUAAAAUAAAUUCUAUUUAUGAAAUUAAUCAAUUAAGUGAUAUUUAAAUAGUUUUCCAUUAUGUGUAAUUUGUAUAUUGAAUGUAUUAUAGAUCAAUAAUUAAUUCUAUACUUUACCUUCAAAUAAUAUUUCUAUAGGAUAUGUUAGUGGUAGUGUCGGUGGUAGUAUCUGUAGAUCUAAAUAGGAAAAUAUAUUUUAUUGUGGGUUUACUGAUUAUUUUAAAGUUUUAAGUGUCUAGUAUAACAUAUAUAUAGCUAUUGAUUAGUUAUUACUUUAGUAUGUAAUUUGUAGUAGUUACCAUCUGUAUCAAUACCAAAUGAAAGGCCUUCAAUUUGGGGUCUGCCCUCCAUUGUAUUUAGAAGUAGGUCUUCAGCAUCAGUAUAGCUUGGAUUCGGUCCCCCACCUGUUUUGGGCCUUUUCAUCUGGUCGAGUUUUUCUUUACCUUGAAAAGUUAAAAUAUAAAUUUUCAGUGACUGAUAUUUUAAUGGAGAUUUAUGCUAAUAAUAGUACAAUUAUUUAUAAAUAUUUAUGAUUUUUAAAUCUACAAUAAUUUCAUUACAUUGACGCUUUAAGGGGGCAUGAAUUGAUUUGGCUGAAAUUUUCAAGAUUUUCCAUUUUUAUUUUUUUAUAUAGUUUUAAAUCUAUUUUUUUAACUGUCAACUCCUUAUCUAAAUCUGAAACAUAAUGUUAGUUAGACAUACUUCUUUGUUUUAUAUUAUGAUACUUCUUCUUUACCUCUACUAUUUCCCUCUUUUUUGUUAUAAAUUGUCUGAAAUAGUAAACAAUAUUUAAAUGGUAGAUUUAGUUACACUUCUAAAUUGUAAUUUAUAGGCCUAUUUUGACUGUGAAUGUGAUAUUUAUCUAAUAAUAAUUUCUAUCACUACUAUUAUUAGUGUUCGGUUUAUUAUUGUAUGUCAGUAUCACCGUUUUAAUAAAGAUUAAAAUUGUUGAACUUUUAAUAUUGAUUUUAUUUUUGUGAAUAAAAGAGUGCCGAUAUAUAUCUAGCUGUAUGCACUAGCCUAGUCUAAAUUAUUAGAAGCUAAACUUACGAAUUCAGAGCAUCAACCACCUCUUGCCACCCAUUUUCUUUCAGUUUUGAAAUUUU